AUGGCCGGUAACAAUAACGAUAACUAUUCGCAAGAUUAUAUCGAUAAAAUGAUCGACAAUAAUAUUGCACAAUACGGUGUACCUUCGGACGAAAGUCGGAUUCGUACAUCGCCUAUACGAGUAGCCGAAAUUGAUGAUGGCCAUGGAAGUACAGGUGCUUUAUAUCUUAUCGGGUUUUGGAAAGGCCAAACAAUCUAUAGAACCACACAUACAGUGGCUCAUUACAUGGAGGGUGAGGAACCUGGCCGAUAUGAACUACACUGGCCACCAGUGUUCCCCGACGUCUGGGUGCCAGAAUGUGAUGUGCUUCAAUGCGACAUCAGUGUCGUACCAAUCACACCGGUUUUAUCAGAGGAUGUCGAUAAUGAUCAUGACACAGAAGAAGAACAAGAGGAGUACGACGACGGCUACGACGAUGACAACAACGACGAAAAAGAAGAAGAACGCGAGUACAACGAGUACGAUGAAUAUGAGUACGACGAGUACGAAUACGACGACGAGGAAUACGACUACGAUGACGAUGAGUACGAUGGUUAUGACUGCGACGACGAUGAUUAUGACUACGACGACGAUGAUUAUGACUACGACGACGAUGAUUAUGACUACGACGACGAUGAUUACGACGAUCGUAAUUGUGUUUUCCGCUACGAACAUUCUGACGUCGAUGAUGACGAGCUUUUUCCACUUUACGCUUAUGAAGAUAAUGAUUAG
Messenger RNA from Adineta ricciae, 711 nucleotides. The record is from the annotation of a GenBank genome assembly. Lineage: Eukaryota; Metazoa; Rotifera; Eurotatoria; Adinetida; Adinetidae.